ACCCGGCAGGAGCGCGCGGCGGCGGACGCGGCCUCGGGGAGGCACUGACUCGGGCCCCUCGGCGCCUGCUCCGCGCCCCGGUCACCACACGCGCUUCGGGAUGGCGUGGGCCACGCUGCUGUGCGUGGGGCUGCUGUGCGUGGGGCUGCUGUGCCCGCUGUGCCAGGGCUACUUCGACGGCCCCCUGUACCCAGAGAUGUCCAACGGGAGCCUGCACCACUACUUCGUGCCGGACGGGGACUACGAGGAGAACGACGACCCCGAGAAGUGCCAGCUGCUGUUCCGCGUGAGCGAGCGCGGCCGCUGCGCCCAGGGCGCGGGGAGCCCGGCCGGGGACGCGCUGCGCCUGAGCCUGCGCGAGGAGUUCACGGUGCUGGGCCGCCAGGUGGAGGACUCGGGCCGCGUGCUGGAGGGGCUGGGCAAGAGCAUCUCCUACGACCUGGACGGCGAGGACAGCUACGGCGCCUACCUGCGCCGCGAGUCGCGCCAGAUCGGGGAUGCCUACUCCAGCUCGGAGCGGUCGCUCAGCGAGCUAGAGAGCAAGUUCCAGCAGGGCCGGGAGCAGGACGGCCGGCAGGACGCCAGGCUGGCCGCCGACUUCCUGGGCAUGCUGCUGCGCACGCGCGCCCUGCUGCGGGACACGCUGCGCAUCUCGGCGGGGCUGCGCGACAGGUCCGAGCUGCUGGCGCUCACCCUCCGCAGCCACGGCUCCCGGCUGGGGCGCCUGCGGAGCGGCUUCCCGAGCGCCUAGGCCGCGCGGACGGCGCGGGGCGCGGGGCUGCGGGACCUGGGCGUCCGCCGAAGGAAGGCCGGGAAGGCCGCGGGGUGGGCAGCGGGGCCAUGCGUUACGCGGUGCCGCCCGCCGCGCAGAUGCCGCCCGCGAGCUGCUGGCCUGGCCCGCCCUCCUCCGCUCUUAUUUAUUAAGCCUGGCCUGCAGGAGCCACCGCGUGCAGCGCGGGAGCCCCUCGGGCUGCGUGGCCCGCUGGGCACGAGAGGUGGGCUUGCGUGGCCCGCUCCGUGGAAAGGUUACUGAGCAGUAGACAGAUCGUAGACCCCCAGCCUCCGUGAUUUCCAUUGCUAAUGUAUUCUUUCUCAUGGGGGGGCGCUUUUUAUGCUUAUUGGGAUCGUAUAUUUCAAGGAGAGGAAUUCUAAUUCUAAUAACUCCUUAGCUAAGUCUUAUUAUUCAGACAAUAAAUAUGUUUUCAGAAAAUA
This is a messenger RNA of Heterocephalus glaber (naked mole-rat), 1212 nucleotides long. RefSeq names its product fin bud initiation factor homolog (gene Fibin). The record is from RefSeq and is a predicted model, not a curated record. Lineage: Eukaryota; Metazoa; Chordata; Mammalia; Rodentia; Bathyergidae.